CUCUCUCUCUCUCUCUCUCUCACUCGCUCCUAUCAGUCUCUAUCAAGAGCUCUCUCCCCCUCCCUUUAACCAACUCCAUAUAUCCUCUCUUUUCGUUUGGCGUACUCCUGAUCGUUUCACGCGAGAGUGGCGAGCGAGUCGCCGACGAGGAUCGGUAGUUGAGAGAGUAGUAUCACGGAUUGCGAUCCUCCGAAACGCACGCGCACGCUUUCGAGGAUCGGCCGAAAGAGAGGAGAGUCGCGUGCUAAUACGAUAUAUCGGGAACCGGCCUUUUCAAUCUCUUUUCUUUUUUUUUCUUUUUUCUCUUUCUUCGUUUUUGAGAAAAAGAGAGGAGGCCUCUUCUCUCAUUCAACAGUAUAUAUAGAUACACAUAUAUAUAUACAUACGUAAAAUAUAUAUAUAUACACACGCACAUAUUUAUAUAUAUAUAUACAUACAUAUAUAUAUAAUUGGUGAUACCGCGAAGCAACAAACACUUAAGUGUAUCGUUUCGCUACCGAUCGAUUGUAUCGAGUAUUAGUUAUCGACUAUCGUUCACACUACAAUCGAGAUCUAUUUAUCGACGAGAAAAAGACGAACUCGACAAUAUGUUGGUGGAACACGCGGCACAGUGGAUCUGGAAAGCGAUGGGCGGCACCAGGAUCGAGGCUCUAUACACCCUCCUCGUGUUCUUGGGUGUACUCCUGAUUGUGAGGUGCAUUCAGUGGCUGAGGUACAUCCGUACCCUACCGCCCGGCCCGUGGGGCGUGCCAGUCUUUGGCUACCUACCUUUCCUCAAAGGGGACGUCCACCUACAGUACGGCGAGCUGGCAAAGAAGUACGGCUCGAUGUUUAGCGCACGCCUCGGCACACAACUCGUCGUUGUUUUAAGCGAUUAUCGCGUUAUUCGCGAUACUUUUCGUCGCGAGGAGUUCAGCGGUAGGCCGCACACCGAAUUCAUCAACAUUCUCGGUGGAUACGGUGUCAUUAAUACCGAGGGUGCUAUGUGGAAGGAUCAGAGAAGGUUCCUCCACGAUAAGCUUCGUAGUUUCGGCAUGACUUACAUGGGCGCCGGAAAGAAGAUCAUGGAGUCUAGAAUUAUGAGAGAGGUCGAUACUUUUCUCCAAGGUUUAUUGUCGAGACAAGGAGCACCGACGGACGUAUCACCUUCCCUCGGCAUGUCGAUCAGCAACGUGAUCUGUUCGAUCAUCAUGGGAGUUCGCUUCCAUCACGGCGACUCGAGAUUCAAAAGGUUCAUGGAUCUGAUCGAAGAAGGAUUCAAACUUUUCGGCAGCAUAGCCGCUGUUAACUUCAUACCAGUGAUGCGUUAUCUUCCUUGUCUUCAAAAAGUCAAAAACAAGAUCUCACAGAAUCGUGCCGAAAUGGCUGGUUUCUUUCAAGAAACGGUCGACCAGCAUCGAGUCACCUUCGACGAGAACAACAUUCGCGAUCUCGUCGACGCUUAUCUCUUGGAAAUCCAGAAGGCUAAGGCCGAAGGACGCGAGGCACUGCUGUUUCAAGGCAAGAAUCACGAUCGUCAAAUGCAACAGAUCCUCGGCGAUCUUUUCUCCGCGGGCAUGGAAACGGUCAAGACCACUUUGGAGUGGGCAGUGAUUCUCAUGUUGCACCACCCAGAGGCUGCUAAAGCGGUACAGGAAGAAUUGGACCAGGUAGUCGGAAGAUCGAGAAUGCCGGCAUUGGAAGAUCUACCGUUCCUUCCGGUGACCGAGGCAACGAUCCUCGAAGUUUUAAGAAGAUCGAGCAUCGUUCCAUUGGGAACGACUCACGCGACUACAAGGGAUGUCACGUUGAACGGUUACACGAUUCCAGCUGGUUCUCAAGUGGUACCCUUGUUACAUGCAGUACACAUGGACCCGGAAUUGUGGAACGAGCCAGAGGAGUUUCGUCCUACUCGCUUCCUUUCCGCUGAAGGAAAGGUCUGUAAACCGGAGUAUUUCAUGCCGUUCGGUGUUGGUAGGCGGAUGUGUCUCGGAGACGUGCUCGCGCGCAUGGAACUCUUCCUCUUCUUCAGUUCGCUCUUGCAUACGUUCGACCUUAGGCUACCUGAGGGCGCCUCGUUGCCGAGUUUGCGCGGUAACGCAGGUGUCACAGUUACCCCGGACCCGUUCAAGGUUUGCCUAUUUCAAAAAAACCUCGAUCUCCUCGAGUGCGACGCGAACGAGCCUAGCGGGCCACUUCGUAACGUUGGUAGCCUCUGAAAGAGGAAGCGGCUCGAGACGAUCACGGUUGUUGUUCCUAUCGCUUAUCGGAGGAAAUGAACUUUCGUGCUCCUCGCCUAGCGUGUGCCGACGGAGAGAGAAAGAAAGAAAAAAAGAAAGAGAACGGAAAGAGAGAAGAACAUAAUAUUUCAAACUCGUCCCAUCCAAUCUAUCGACGAGUACGAAAGGAUUUCGAUCCUCUGAAGAAAGAAAAAUACGGAUCGUGUGAGAUAAGAAAGAAGAAGAAGGAGGAGGAGGAGGAGGAGGAGGAGGAGAAGAACGACAAAAGAAAAUAUGGAUCGUAUAAUAAGUUUCUUCUCGAAGCUAAAAAACUCCAAAUGAGAAAACAAAAUUCUUUCCUCGGCCGCGCGGAUCAGAGUACAAAGAAGCCUCUACGGUUCUAAACGUCUCAUCACCCACCACCAUCGCUUUCCCCUUUUCUAUUCGCAUUUUUUUUACAUCGGAAUCAUUUCAUCUCGACCACUCGCCAUAUAAAUAUUUAUUUAUGACU
Molecule: messenger RNA, 2709 nt
Organism: Vespula pensylvanica (western yellowjacket)
Lineage: Eukaryota; Metazoa; Arthropoda; Insecta; Hymenoptera; Vespidae
Gene: Cyp18a1
Product: cytochrome P450 18a1
Exons: 5
Coding region: 588-2198 (536 amino acids)
Biological process (GO): xenobiotic metabolic process
Cellular component (GO): cytoplasm; intracellular membrane-bounded organelle
Molecular function (GO): iron ion binding; heme binding; oxidoreductase activity, acting on paired donors, with incorporation or reduction of molecular oxygen, reduced flavin or flavoprotein as one donor, and incorporation of one atom of oxygen
Source: RefSeq, a predicted model, not a curated record